AAAUAUAAAUUUCAGAACAUCCAGCUCCGGCCAAACCCCUCCCUCAGCCCGGCGGCGGCAGCCGGUAGACACGGCGGUGUUCUGUUCCAUUAUGUGGACAUGUACGGCAACUAGGUUUGCCCAGGGGAUCCGUCGUGACGCGGUUACACGCCGUCACUCGGCCAUCUUCCGGUUACCGUCAAGAAGCAAAGGAGGGAGGAUGCAGAGUUCAAAUUCAGCAGAACAGCCGAUGAACUGAACCCUAGCUGGAGUUCUCAAUGGCCCUUGAUAUCUCCUGCUUCCAAACCCUAGCGCCUUCUCGCUACGUCACGUUCACAAUCCCCAAUCCUUGUCGCCGGAACUCCGCUCACCGGCUCCUCCGAAUCGCGGUCCUCGACUCACCUCUCCAUCGCGAUGGCCAGCCCCGUGUCGCAGCGAUUCUCGUCCCCGAGAACCGAGAGAGAGACUGGAUCUUCUGCACCGAGUCAGGCCACCUCCAGCUCCUCCUCAGCAAUACCCCGGACUUCUCCCGCCUGAUCCUCGUUGGCUGCGAGUCGUCUGACGGCCGCCAUGGCCUGUUGGCUCUCCACCUCCAUCGGUCAGCCGAGGCCCAAAACGCUCUGGAAGAAGCCAUAGGGCCUCUCCUGUUGGCUUUAUUGCCUAAAAUCUGCUUCGACAAUGGUAUCCCUGAGGUGCCAAUCUUGAGGUACGAGGACGAUUUGAUAUCGAGCGCGAUGAUAGAGAAAUGCACCGGGGAUUAUGUCGGUGAGAUGUUGAUCGAGGAUGUGGAGCUUGAGAGUGAAGGUCCGAAGUCUGAAGAGAGGGAGUUCAGGAGAAGAUUGAGGUUUAGAAGAAUGCCAAAUUUGGUCCAGACACAAGUUCGUAUCGUCCCGGAAUCAGAUGUCGGAACUGAUAUUGGGAAGGCUAUGUUUAAGAUUGAUUCUUGGGUUUUAGUUCAUCCCUAUUUGGCCCCGAUGGUAGCGAGUCUGAAUUUGGUUUCUACGCACAUUGAGGAUCAGUUCCGUGUCGGUUUGAGACUGAAAGUGCUUUGUCUUGGUGUUGGAGGGGGUGCCUUGGUUUCUUUCUUGAAAGGCCAACUGGGUUUCAAAGUUGUUGGUGUGGAGAUUGAUGACGAGGUUUUACGGGUCGCUAGGCAGUACUUUGGACUUGAAGAAGAUGGUGAAAUGAUUAGUAUCAUCCGUGGAGACGCGAUAGAGGUUGUGAAGAAGCUUUCUUGUCAAAGGAUGAAAGGAAAUUCAGUUGCUUCAGAUUGCAAUGACCUGAAUGAUUUAGAUGGCAUCGAAACUCAGUUCGAUGUAAUAAUGGUGGAUAUAGAUUCAGGGGAUACUAGGAAUGGUUCAAUGGCUCCACCUCUUGAAUUCAUGGAAAGGAGUGUUCUAUCAGCUCUAAGAUCAAUUCUUUGCGAGUCUGGAAUUGUUGCUGUGAAUGUGAUUCCUUCUAACAGGUCAUUCUACGAGUCGCUGCUAUGUGCAUUUAGGGAAGUGUUUUGUGAUCUGUAUGAAAUUGAUGUUGGAAACAAGGAGAAUUUCGUGCUUAUUGCCACAGUCACCUCUAUCGCCGAUUGUUCUGGCAACUAUGGAAGCUCAUUACUGAUGAAACUGAAAUCGGUUAUCUCUGGUGCUUACAUAGACUCGAUAAAGAAGGUUUGAGGUCCUACUGUGAGCCAGAUACGUUUCACUGUGCGUAAUUUGUUGGGGUGGCAAUGAGCAGAAAGCACAUUCAAAUUCUAGUCCGAGUGAAUUCCUCUGAACUGAAAUACGGAGCAGAAAACGUAAAACUUUCAGAACUGAAAGCCUAUCGAUGUUCAGAUCCUCUGAUGGUCGAGACUUGAGUCUUACUGAUUUUCAUACUCGGGUUAUUGCGAGUGUUACAUGCUCAACGCCGACCCCAUAUUGGUUGUUUUAAUGGAGGAACAAAGUUGUGGUUCUGUGAAAGUUGCUACUCGGGGUGAAUUCUUGUAAAGGCUCGGUCUCGGGGAAGAUUCUGCUACGACAAGUCGGUCACAAGCACUGAAUGGUUCAUCUCCCCGAGGUCCGCACUUACUGAUGCAAGUGAGUGGUUGUAACAUUUGGGGAGGCCAAGAACAUCUAGCAGUUGGGGCUUCGGUUGAUGCUUCUCGAGCAUUUGCCAUUAAGAUGCAGCGAGAAUUCAGAAAACACUCUGAUGCCGUAGCUUGAUCAUAUGUUUAUUCAAUUGUCAAUUGAUUCUAAUCUCGAAAGCUUGUUUGAGCAAUAUGCUGAUUUUAAACUCAUCGCUUCUGCUUUCCAUAAGCCUCUGUUCUCUAAAUGUAAUUAAUAUCUAUAAUUCGUUGAAAACUGGCAAGGAUGUAGCAGGAAAGUUUCAGUGUCUGAAUAUUGAAUGUGUCA
Messenger RNA from Punica granatum (pomegranate), 2366 nucleotides. Lineage: Eukaryota; Viridiplantae; Streptophyta; Magnoliopsida; Myrtales; Lythraceae. The record is from RefSeq and is a predicted model, not a curated record.